Stegastes partitus (bicolor damselfish) is the source of this 923-nucleotide messenger RNA. Its product is annotated as group XIIB secretory phospholipase A2-like protein. Lineage: Eukaryota; Metazoa; Chordata; Actinopteri; Pomacentridae. Gene Ontology annotation, biological process: cholesterol homeostasis; phospholipid metabolic process; lipid catabolic process. Gene Ontology annotation, cellular component: extracellular region. The record is from RefSeq and is a predicted model, not a curated record. The coding region runs from base 41 to 664 and encodes 207 amino acids. Gene Ontology annotation, molecular function: calcium ion binding; A2-type glycerophospholipase activity. The transcript has 5 exons.
UUUCACGUCGUCGUGGAGGGCAGACAGACUCGCGAACAGGAUGACCCGCGUCGCUGCCCUGCUGCUCCUGCUGGGCCUGUUCGUCCACGGUUCUGUCGGCCAGGAGGCCGCAGACCCGGCAGCACCGCCACCAGGCCAAGGCUCUGAGGGCGGGCAGGCCGAGGGAGAGGACGGGGAAUGGGGCAUGGACUCGCUCAGAGGCAGCUUUGAGGCUGUCAGCGGCUACUUCGACUCCAUGCUGGAGUUCAUGGGCGGACGGGAUGGAGUUUGUCAGUACCGCUGUAGAUACGGUAAAGCUCCUCUUCCUCGAACCGGAUACCAGAUGCCUGAACCCAACGGAUGCACCUCCUACUUCUUUGGCCUCCCUGUUCCAGAAGGGAUGGACAUGGGCAUCCCCGCCAUGACCAAGUGCUGCAACCAGCUGGACAUGUGUUACGACACCUGCGGCUCCAACAAAUAUCGCUGCGACUCCAAGUUCCGCUGGUGCCUCCACAGUAUCUGCUCGGACCUCAAGAAGAGCCUCGGCUUCGUGUCCAAAGUAGAAGCUUGUGAAACUGUGGCCGACACCCUGUUCAACACGGUGUGGACUCUGGGCUGCAGACCCUACAUGAACAGCCAGAGGGCGGCCUGCUACUGUCAAGGAGAGGAGAAAGACGAACUCUAGAGCCACAGCAGGAACCACUCUCAUAUUUAUAUAAAACUGUGUCUGCUCGGAGCUGUAGUGCUGCAGCGGCAGUUUAAUUUAUUUGGAAGUUGUUGCUUUUGGUCUUGCCGAAAAUCAUGCUUCCCGACUCCUCCGCUUUGUGCUGCGAGUGAAAACUGUUUGUCCGUCGUGUUGGCGUUUGCAGAAGCGCAGGCGGCGGCGACGGCGCGUGACGUGUUUCUUCCACUGUGUCUGUGUAAAGUGUGAAUAAAUAUAUUAA